Molecule: messenger RNA, 3174 nt
Organism: Microthlaspi erraticum
Lineage: Eukaryota; Viridiplantae; Streptophyta; Magnoliopsida; Brassicales; Brassicaceae
Source: the annotation of a GenBank genome assembly
AUGAACACGACGCCGUUUCACUCGGAUCCUCCGCCGUCGAGGACCCAGCGGAAGCUCGUCGUCGAGGUUGUGGAGGCGCGCAAUAUUCUCCCCAAGGAUGGUCAAGGAAGCUCAAGCGCCUACGUCGUCGUCGAUUUCGAUGCUCAGAAGAAACGAACCUCCACCAAGUUCCGCGACCUAAACCCCAUCUGGAACGAGAUGCUCGAUUUCACCGUCUCCGACCCCAAAACCAUGGACUACGACGAGCUCGACGUCGAGGUCUACAACGACAAGAGGUUCGGCAACGGAGGCGGCCGGAAAAACCAUUUCCUCGGGAGGGUUAAGAUCUGCGGAAGCCAGUUCUCUAGAAGAGGCGAGGAAGGUCUCGUGUACUUCCCCUUGGAGAAGAAGAGCGUAUUCAGCUGGAUUCGCGGCGAGAUUGGGCUUAAGAUUUACUAUUACGACGAAGCCGCCGACGACGACACGGCGAUUGGGAACCAGCAACAACCGCCGCCGCAACAAGAAAUGGAUGAACAGUUUCCUCCGCCGCAGCAGAUGCAGAAUCUCCCGCCGGAGAAACCUAAUGUCGUCGUGGUGGAGGAGAGUAGGGUUUUCGAAUCGGCUCAGAGUCAUGGCGAUAUGCGCCGUAGCUACCCGGAAUCUCAGCAACCACCGAUGGUCACCGUCGAGGAGUCACCGCAACCGGCGAUGCAAGGUCCCGGUGAUAAUAACCAUCAUCCACGACCGCCGUCUCCGCCUCCUCCUCCGUCGCAUCCGUCGGGGGCGGAGGUACGUUAUUAUCCGCCGGAAGUGAGGAAGAUGCAGGUGGGGAGACCUCCCGGCGGAGACAGAAUCAGAGUCGCGAAGCGACCUAACGGGGAUUUCUCGCCGAGGGUUAUCAAUAGCAAAAUUGGAGGUGAAACGACGACGGAGAAGACUCAUCAUCAUCCCUACAAUCUCGUUGAGCCAAUGCAGUACCUCUUCGUCCGGAUUGUGAAGGCGCGUGGCUUAUCGCCUAACGAGAGCGCGUACGUCAAGGUACGCACAUCGAACCAUUUCGUCCGGUCUAAACCGGCCGUUAACCGGCCCGGCGAGUCAGCCGAUUCUCCGGAGUGGAAUCAGGUUUUCGCUCUCGGUCACAACAAAUCAGAUUCCGCCGCGUCCGGCGCGACUCUAGAGAUCUCCGCUUGGGACGCUUCGUCGGAGAGCUUUAUCGGGGGAGUUUGUUUCGAUCUCUCCGAGGUUCCCGUUCGUGACCCGCCGGAUAGUCCGCUCGCUCCUCAGUGGUACCGCCUCGAAGGCUCCGGAGCGGAUCAGAACUCCGGGAGAGUCUCCGGCGAUAUCCAGCUCUCUGUCUGGAUUGGUACUCAGGUUGACGAAGCCUUCCCGGAGGCGUGGAGCUCCGACGCUCCGCAUGUAGCUCACACUCGCUCGAAGGUGUACCAAUCGCCGAAGCUCUGGUACUUGAGGGUGACGGUUCUCGAGGCGCAGGAUCUCCACAUCGCUCCGAAUCUUCCGCCAUUGACGGCUCCUGAGGUCCGUGUGAAAGCUCAAUUGGGAUUUCAGUCGGCGCGUACACGACGAGGCUCCAUGAAUAACCACAGCGGAUCGUUCCAUUGGCAUGAAGAUAUGGUUUUCGUCGCCGGAGAGCCUUUAGAAGACUGCCUGGUUCUGAUGGUGGAAGACCGGACGACUAAAGAGCCAACGCUUCUAGGACACGUCAUGAUUCCGGUUAACUCAAUCGAGCAGCGAAUUGAUGAGCGCUUCGUGGCGUCGAAAUGGCAUCCAUUGGAAGGAGAAGGAGGAGGAGGUGGUGGUGGAGGAGGAGGGCCUUACUGUGGAAGGAUUAGCUUAAGGCUUUGUCUUGAAGGUGGAUAUCACGUGCUUGAAGAAGCGGCGCACGUGUGCAGCGAUUUCCGUCCGACGGCUAAGCAGCUCUGGAAACCGCCGAUCGGAAUCUUGGAGCUGGGGAUUCUCGGAGCUCGCGGGUUGUUACCGAUGAAGGCCAAAAACGGAGGGAAAGGCUCCACCGAUGCUUACUGUGUAGCUAAGUACGGGAAGAAAUGGGUCCGGACUCGAACCAUAACGGACAGUUUCGACCCGAGGUGGCACGAGCAGUACACGUGGCAGGUUUACGAUCCUUGCACCGUGUUGACCGUCGGCGUAUUCGACAACUGGAGGAUGUUCUCCGACGUCUCUGAUGAUAGACCGGACACUCGGAUUGGGAAGAUACGGAUACGAGUCUCAACGUUAGAGAGCAACAAAGUGUACACGAAUUCGUAUCCUUUACUGGUUCUGUUACCGAGCGGUUUAAAGAAGAUGGGUGAAAUCGAAGUAGCGGUCCGGUUCGCUUGCCCGUCGCUGCUGCCUGAUGUUUGCUCGGCUUACGGGCAGCCGCUUCUGCCACGUAUGCACUACGUGAGGCCUCUAGGGGUAGCGCAACAGGAUGCGUUGAGAGGAGCCGCGACGAAGAUGGUUGCAGCUUGGUUAGCUCGAGCAGAGCCACCGCUUGGACCGGAGGUGGUUCGGUAUAUGUUGGAUGCGGAUUCGCACUCGUGGAGCAUGAGGAAGAGCAAAGCGAAUUGGUAUAGGAUCGUUGGGGUUUUAGCUUGGGCUGUGGGUUUAGCUAAGUGGUUGGAUAACAUCCGGCGGUGGAGGAAUCCGGUGACGACGGUGCUGGUUCACCUUUUGUAUCUUGUUCUCGUUUGGUACCCUGAUUUGGUUGUACCGACGGCGUUCUUGUACGUGGUGAUGAUCGGGGUUUGGUAUUACCGGUUUAGACCGAAGAUACCUUCCGGUAUGGAUAUUCGGUUAUCACAAGCUGAGAGCGUUGAUCCUGAUGAGCUAGACGAAGAAUUCGACACCAUACCGAGCUCGAGGCGACCGGAAGUGAUUCGAGCUAGGUACGACCGGUUAAGGAUAUUGGCGGUGAGGAUUCAGACGAUUCUGGGAGAUUUUGCAGCGCAAGGGGAAAGGAUUCAAGCUUUGGUUAGCUGGAGAGAUCCGAGAGCGACUAAGCUGUUCAUAGCGAUUUGUUUGGCGAUCACGAUAGUCAUGUAUGUGGUUCCGGCGAAAAUGGUGGCUGUGGCUCUUGGGUUUUAUUAUCUCCGGCAUCCUAUGUUCCGGGACACGAUGCCUACGGCGAGUCUCAAUUUUUUCCGGCGGUUGCCAAGCUUGUCUGAUCGGCUCAUCUAA